Molecule: messenger RNA, 2137 nt
Organism: Pseudovirgaria hyperparasitica
Lineage: Eukaryota; Fungi; Ascomycota; Dothideomycetes; Acrospermales; Acrospermaceae
Product: succinate dehydrogenase subunit A
Exons: 4
Coding region: 72-2015 (647 amino acids)
Biological process (GO): mitochondrial electron transport, succinate to ubiquinone; tricarboxylic acid cycle
Molecular function (GO): flavin adenine dinucleotide binding; succinate dehydrogenase (quinone) activity; electron transfer activity
Source: RefSeq, a predicted model, not a curated record
UACAACCUCUUCACUCCAGCCUCCCAAACAGACGACUUUCCCUCCAACAUUGCCGUCCGGUCGUACCCAAGAUGAAUUCCAUAAGGCACCGGGGACUUGCCAGAGGCUCCCAGAUAUGCAAGAGCCUUCAACAGCAGAACAGAUCCUUUUCAUCUACGAAAGCCGUACAGCGCAUUAUUACGAGUCAACCGCUUCGCGCAAAGGAAGCGUCCGGGGCGAUCAGCCAUAAAUACCCCGUCAUAGACCACGAAUAUGAUGCUGUAGUUGUUGGCGCUGGAGGUGCUGGUCUGCGGGCUGCAUUUGGUCUGGCCGAGGCGGGCUUUAAUACAGCAUGUGUUUCGAAGCUGUUUCCUACACGGUCACACACUGUGGCGGCGCAGGGAGGGAUCAACGCGGCUCUUGGAAACAUGCAUGAGGACGAUUGGCGAUGGCAUAUGUACGACACUGUGAAAGGCUCGGAUUGGCUUGGAGAUCAAGACGCUAUCCAUUACAUGACAAGAGAGGCUCCUCAAAGUGUUAUCGAACUCGAGAACUAUGGAUGUCCUUUCUCGAGAACGGACGAUGGUCGCAUUUAUCAACGAGCUUUUGGUGGUCAAUCCCAGAAGUAUGGAAAGGGUGGUCAGGCCUACAGAUGCUGUGCUGCGGCUGAUCGCACUGGACACGCCCUGCUUCACACUCUCUAUGGACAAUCUCUCCGCCACAACACCAAAUACUUCAUCGAAUUCUUCGCCACCGAUCUUAUUAUGGAGGAUGGUGUUUGCAAGGGUAUCCUAGCUUAUAACCAGGAAGACGGGACUUUGCACAGAUUCCUGGCUAAACACACAGUCCUUGCCACUGGUGGGUACGGACGUGCGUACUUCAGCUGUACAUCUGCCCACACUUGUACCGGAGAUGGCAUGGCCAUGGUCGCCCGCGCAGGUCUCCCCAAUCAGGACCUCGAAUUCGUACAGUUCCACCCCACCGGUAUCUACGGCGCUGGAUGUUUGAUCACCGAGGGCUCAAGAGGAGAAGGAGGUUAUCUUCUGAACUCAGAAGGAGAGCGCUUCAUGGAACGUUAUGCGCCAACUGCUAAGGAUCUUGCCAGUCGCGAUGUCGUAUCCCGCUCCAUGACUAUGGAGAUCCGCGAAGGUCGCGGUGUCGGCCCAGACAAGGACCACAUUUACUUGCAACUAAGUCAUUUGCCACCAGAGAUUCUUCAUGAACGUCUGCCAGGUAUCUCGGAAACUGCUUCGAUUUUCGCUGGUGUUGAUGUUCGCAAGCAACCGAUUCCCGUCCUACCCACCGUCCAUUAUAACAUGGGUGGUAUCCCAACCAAGUACACCGGAGAAGUUCUAACUGUAGACGAGUCCGGUAAGGAUCAGGUCGUUCCAGGUCUGUUUGCUUGCGGUGAAGCUGCCUGUGUCUCUGUCCACGGAGCGAAUCGUCUCGGAGCCAACUCACUUCUUGAUCUGAUCGUUUUCGGCCGUGCUGUAUCUCACACCAUUCGCGACAACUUCAGUCCUGGCGAGUCCGUCGGACCUGUGUCCGCGGACGCUGGUGCCGAUGGUAUCAGCGUAAUUGACCAGAUCCGUACUGCCGAUGGUCAUCUACCAACUGCUGAUAUUCGCUCUGAGAUGCAAAAGGUCAUGCAAACUGAUGUCAGCGUGUUCAGAACUCAAGAAUCUCUCGACGAAGGUGUCCGCAGAAUCCACGACGUUGACGCCAAGUUCAAGGACGUCGGCACCAAGGACCGCAGUAUGAUCUGGAACAGCGACCUUGUUGAGACGCUUGAACUAAGGAAUCUACUCACCUGUGCGGUGCAAACUGCUGAGAGUGCCGCCAACCGCAAGGAGAGCCGUGGCGCUCAUGCCCGCGAGGACUAUCCCGACCGUGAUGACGAGAACUGGAUGAAGCACACUCUUAGUUGGCAAAAGAAGCCGCACUCAAAGGUUGACUUGAGUUACAGAAGCGUGGUGGCGAACACCCUAGACGAGGCGGAGUGCAAGGCAGUUCCUCCGUUCAAGCGUACGUAUUAGAAAAACUGUUUUUAAGUCUACUUUUCAGGGUAGAGGUGCAUGUAUUAGGCAGCGGGUAACUUUGUACCUAUAUCGAGUUGAACAUAUUACAUUUCGAAUGCACGAUUCUCACUACAUGCAAC